AGGUAACAUGUGUGAAUAAUCAUGUGUUUUGUCAAUUUCUGCCGCAUUCAAUUACGUUGCUUAUAUUUUUAAUUAAUUUAUAAUUUUUCGUGUGAUUGUCAGUGUUAAUUAUGGAUCAAAUUGAAGAUACAGAUAUAAUGGAUGAUGAAUUACCAACUGAAAUGGAAGAAGAAAAAAUUUCCAAUCUUGUGUCCACAGUUUCUUCCAUGUUCAAAACAGAUGGAAAGAAAAAGGUGGCAAAGAGAAAUGAGCCUUCCGUGGUUUGUAAUGAAUUUGGUGUUGCAACUGACCGUAAAGCUGAAAAAGUGCAACUCCACCAACUUUUGAACAAUGUGGUUGACAAGGAUGGCAAAAUAAAGACACAGCUGAGGAAGAUCACUCACAAAAAACUGAUUAAAUUACCAUUGGACACUCCAACAGCUAAAAAGAUUAAAAGACAAGUGCUUUACGAUGAAACUGUUAAAGACGUAUCUAAAUGGGAGCCUAUUAUUGAACAAAAUCGACUGAAACCUCAACUUGAAUUCCCUCUCGAAAAACCAGACCUGAGAUUGGAAGGUCCUCAAAAUAAGUUUAUCACCAAAACGAAUAACAAAUUGAAAGAAGAAAUCGACCAAGCUUUGAAACUGUCUGAUAAUGUGAUAAAGGAGCCUAAAGUUUUGACUGCAGCCGAAGAAAAAUUUUUGAGUCAAAUAAACAUUGAAGAAGCUCGCAUGCGACAUGCUAACCUGCGCAAGAUGCGGGCUUUACUUUCGUACCAGGAAGCUAAACUGAAAAGACAAUCGAAAAUUAAAUCUAAAAAGUACCGGAGGAUCCUCAAGAAAGAGAAGUUAAAAAAGGAGCUUGCCGAAUUUGAAAAAACUAAAAACACUGAUCCCGAUAAAGCAUUAGAACAAAUCGCACAACUGGACAAAAUGAGAGCCCUUGAACGAGCAAGUCUUAAACAUCUCAAUACUGGGAAAUGGGCCAAGCAAAAUUUAUUGAGAUCUAAAUAUGAUGAAGAAGUUAGAAAAGAUAUUAAAGAACAAAUGGAAAUCAAUAGAACACUAACCAAAAAGGUCACAUUUGAUCUUGAAGAAGACGAAGCAAUUGAAGCGAUUGAAGAAGAUGAUUUGCAAGAAGGGGAAAUCAUGAUGAAGAGCGGUGCUUAUGAAGAAAAAGAAAGUAAUCCAUGGCUUCUCAGAGGGCCUUCUAGCGCUGUUGCUGAUGAUUCUUUUAAAACAGUAGAACCUACAGCAUCUGAUGCUGUGAUUGAAUUACAGACUGAAAUUCCUGACUUUCAGAAUCUGGGCUCUGACGAGGAAUCGGAAGACGACGAAGGAAAUAACGAACAUGCGAAAUUGAUUGCCGAAGCUUUUGAUGGUGAUGAUGUCGUUGCGGAAUUUUCAGAGAUGAAAAAAGAUCUAAUCGAUAAACAAUCCAUAAAAGAUACCAAUUUAUACUUACCUGGUUGGGGGUCUUGGACUGGUCCUGGUAUUGCAGAAAAUAAAAAGCUGAAAAAGAAAUUCACAAUCAAGGCAAAACAGCAGAAACGUAAAGAUUCAGAUUUACCAAAUGUCAUUAUAUCAGAGGACAAAGAUAGAGCCAUCUCUAAAUUUUUAGUCAAAGAUUUGCCUUACAAUUGUAAGAAUGUUUCAUCAUUCGAGAAAAAGCUGAAAACACCAAUCGGACCUGAUUGGAAUCCUGAAACUAAAUUUAGGUUUAAUAUUGAACCUAAAAUUGUUACUCAAAUGGGUAAAAUAAUUGAACCCAUUAAUGAAAAAGCUCUUGUUAAACAUGAAAAAAGGCGCAAGCCAUUUGAACAGAGUGCCGCGACAAUGGCUGAUGUUAUACCUGUUUAAUUUAUUUAUUAAAUAUGAACAUUCAAAAUACUUU
Tetranychus urticae (two-spotted spider mite) is the source of this 1872-nucleotide messenger RNA. Its product is annotated as U3 small nucleolar RNA-associated protein 14 homolog A. Lineage: Eukaryota; Metazoa; Arthropoda; Arachnida; Trombidiformes; Tetranychidae. The record is from RefSeq and is a predicted model, not a curated record. Gene Ontology annotation, biological process: rRNA processing. Gene Ontology annotation, cellular component: nucleolus; small-subunit processome.